AUGGACGAGAAGUCAAGGAAACCCGAGGACACGCCCUUCAAGCAGCAGAAGCUUAAGGCCUGGCAACCGAUCCUCACGCCUAACUGGGUCAUCGGCACCUUCGCCGUCGUGGGCCUGAUCUUCAUCCCCAUCGGCAUCGUGCUUCACACCGAGUCGGACAAUGUGGUAGAAUAUUCGAUUCAAUAUGACGGAGACGACAUGACGUCGUCCUCUAACAUCGUGGACCAGGGAAGCGGUUGCUAUCUGAGUGAUGAGAGCGAGGGCGACUCAUUCGACGUGGAGGAACAUGGAUGUAGAAUCACGUUUAAGAUCGAGAAGGAGAUGAAGGCGCCCGUGUACUUGUACUACCAGCUAGACAACUUCUACCAGAACCACCGUCGCUACGUGCAGAGCCGUAGUGACGCACAGCUUCGCGGAGACGCCACGGCCAGUACCAGCGACUGCUCACCGCUGACCACGACCGGUACGGGCAUGUACAAGUACAACUCGACCGCAGAGACGGCCAUUGGUAACAAUGAGACCGACUACACGCUGAUGCCGUGCGGUCUGAUUGCCAACAGUCUGUUCAACGACAUUUUCUGGGUCAACAAGCUCGUGACCAACGGCAGAACGUACUACCAGAACGACACGUACGAAGGCAAGACGCUUGUGAACCUCGUGGACCAGACCGGUAUCGCCUGGAAGUCGGAUGUGGAGACCAAGUUCAAGAACAUCGACCUGAAUGAUCUUUCGGACGCGGACAACACGAUGCUACUCUGGCAGAACCCGCGUUACCGCUACAUUAUCCCCAUGUACGAGGGACAGGAGCCCCAAACGAACAAGACGGCAUGGACGACGAAUGCCCCUGCCUACGGUGUACAGGACGAGCACUUUAUUGUGUGGAUGCGUACAGCUGGUCUGCCUAGUUUCCGCAAGCUUUACGGUCGCAUUGACACAGAUCUGGCAGAGGGCACGGAGCUCGAAUUCCUCGUCUCCAGCAACUUUGUGGUGAGCACGUUUGAGGGCAAGAAGUCGAUCGUAAUCUCGACGACGUCAUGGUUCGGUGGCCGGAACCCGUUCCUCGGCAUCGCGUACAUCAUCGUGGGUGCGCUCUGCAUGGUGCUGGCCAUCCUAUUCUUCGCUAAGCACAAGCUGAGUCCACGCAAGCUGGGCGACACGCGAUACCUGGUGUGGAAGAACAACCAUUAA
Phytophthora nicotianae INRA-310 is the source of this 1188-nucleotide messenger RNA. RefSeq lists its product as hypothetical. Lineage: Eukaryota; Oomycota; Peronosporomycetes; Peronosporales; Peronosporaceae. The transcript is spliced from 4 exons. The record is from RefSeq and is a predicted model, not a curated record. The coding region runs from base 1 to 1188 and encodes 395 amino acids. Gene Ontology annotation, cellular component: Golgi apparatus; plasma membrane; endoplasmic reticulum.